Messenger RNA from Onychostoma macrolepis, 4337 nucleotides. RefSeq names its product nectin cell adhesion molecule 4a (gene nectin4a). Gene Ontology annotation, cellular component: adherens junction. The record is from RefSeq and is a predicted model, not a curated record. Bases 948 to 2831 code for a protein of 627 amino acids. Lineage: Eukaryota; Metazoa; Chordata; Actinopteri; Cypriniformes; Cyprinidae. The transcript is spliced from 11 exons. Gene Ontology annotation, biological process: homophilic cell-cell adhesion; heterophilic cell-cell adhesion.
CAAAGUUGGCUGUAGGAGGACUUUACAUUUUAAAAGAUACGUAAAAUCAUGUUAAGGUUAAUCAGAGACAAAUGAUGAACUAUGUUCUGAAAGAUCUUUUAUGAACCUGUAAGAUAUCUUAUUUGUUCAUUCAUUUGUUCUGUUUGAUUCAUUUACACAAUUCUUCAGCGUUCAGUGUCUCUGAUUUUAUCCAGAGGUUGUGGUAAUCACGUGUUAUCCUAACCCUUGUGUUUUUCACAAAAACAUUAUGACAGGGGGGGAAAAAAAACUGUUAAAGUGAACUCGACCAUUAAAGAUCUCAAACGAUUAAGCAAUUACAGAAUAUUAAACCAGUAGCUAGAUUGAAUCAUCGGAUUGGGAAGAAACACCCGGAUUAAAAACUGGAAAGUUGAGUUGAGCGCGUAACAACAUGUGCACGACUGCGCAAUGGAGAGCUGCCUUUUCCAACAGGUGUCUGUAAGCAAUUUCUUCUCUCAGAGCAUUUUCACGCAAUUUCAACUCGAGCGUCCGAAGAAUAAUGGAAAUACUUCGGCUUUUCUCAACAUGUCGUAGAUCUUAAAAUAAAACGAAAACACCAUAAACUGGAGUAAAACUUUUGUGCGCUCCCGUUUGGAUUUACGCAUGGAGAAACGUUCACUUUUUAUGGAUAUUAUCCAUAAACAUUCGGUUUCAUUUUUUGUGCUUCAAAUGAAUUAAUCGAUAGCUACAUUAAUUCUGAACGAAGAGUGAUUUCGUUUUUAUGCGCUGGGUCUCCACCACCUGCUGUUCAUGUUUGGGAGUCUCCUGUUCUCCAACAUCUCCCCACUGACAUCUGUGAUCGACUGGAUUGAUUGGGAACGCAACUAGCUUUUGAGAUGGACACUGUUUUCGUAUAUUAAUAAUGACCAUCGCAUUGAGAUCGCCAAACUGAUAACCUGGACUCAGCUGAAAGUCUGAACUGGUGGACGAUGAAGACAGUUUCAUAUAUUCUUGCUGCGUUGAUCAUCUGGAACUCAGCAGCCUGUGUAAGUGGAAAAAAAGAACAUUUUCUGGAGCCCUCUGAGUCCCCCUGGGCUCUGAAGUCUUUGGCAGAGGAGGAAACGCGUUUACCCUGUCGAUUCAAUGUAUCGAACAGUGAGAUUAAGGUGGUGCAGGUGAUGUGGAUUCGAGAAAACUCAAAUGGAGUUGAAGAACAGAUUAUCACUGCUCAUUUCAGUGAAGGCCAGACAGAAAGCCCUGCAUACACAGGGCGUGUUCGAUUCGCUACCAGCGACCCAAUAGCAGACUCUGCUCUGAUUCUCAUGGCCACACGCUCUGCAGAUGAGGGCAAAUACAUCUGCAAAAUCGCCACCUUCCCCGCUGGAAACUUUGAGACCGAGAUUUUGGUCACAGUGUGGACUAAACCCAUUACGUCCCUGCAACCGUUCGUCCUGGUUGAGGGCCAGUCAUUCCGUCCGGCCGCUAUAUGCCGUUCGGUGGCUAAGCCGAUGGCAGGCCUCUCCUGGGACACCGAUCUCGCGGGUCAGAGUCAGAACCGUAGCUCAGAUGGUGAGGUGGCCUCCAUCCAGUUUUCUCUCCACCCUCUCCGUAACAUGAACGGGCAGAAGCUGGACUGUCUGGUCUGGCAUCCAUCGCAAAAAGGCCCAGUGAGGAUCUCCAAUAACCUUGUAGUACACUACCCUCCGAAUGCAUUGAUAUCUGGCUAUGAGGACAACUGGUAUGCUGAAAUGCAAGGAGCCGCGCUGCAGUGCAGCGGUCAAGGAAAUCCAGAACCUCAGAGUCUCAACUGGACAAGGAAAGAUGAAGCUCUACCAGAGGGUGUGACUGUGGAAGGAGGCACGCUGCGCUUUUCCAGGCCCCUGAGCUUGACAGAUCAAGGACUUUAUAUCUGCACCACCACCAAUAAUGUGGGAUCUGGAAAAGCUGAGAUUCAAAUAAAAAUAUCAGAGUUGCCUCCGACUAACGCAUCUGUGAACUACUUGAUGAUGAUUAUUAUCGCUGGCGUUGCUGCAGUGAUUGUUCUCACUCUUGUCAUAGUGAUAAUUUCAGUAAACCGCUACUAUAAGCGCAAAAAUCAACAACUGGCUAUAGAGCUGGUUGCAAAAAAGGAGGAAAUCAGCACUCUGUCGAGACAAGCCUCAUUUAGGAGAGUCAACUCAGGAAGCACAGACAACAGAUACUUGGACGACAAUAAUCCUUUAAGAGUUGAAGGGACGAUACGCACAAGUCUCUCUUCACUGGAUCGUCCUCGCUCCAGGGAUAGUCGGUCCACGCUGGGGGGGGUGGACUCACUCGGUCGCCCUGCAAUUUAUAACACAUCCAAAAGAGGUCGAGACAAACUGAUGGACAGAACUGAAAAAGAAGCUCGGUUGAUGAUGGAGUCUUAUGAGAUGGACAGUAACGUAUCACAGGAAACCCAACUUCUCCCUCCUCUCCACCCCUCUUCUUAUUCAAUGGAGCAGGCUGUUGAAAUUGUCCGGUCUCGGAACGGCAGCGCCAUUCUCCCAGCAGAGGGGAGGCCGCAGUCAGGAGGAAGUAACAGAGGGGGCAGCAGAGGGCAUAAUUCGCCCUUGGUGUCCAUGUACCCGACUCUUACGGAUGAGGAAGAGGAAGAUUCUGUCAGCCCUGCAGAUUCAGGAGUUCACAGAGGUUUAAUGGAGCCUGACGGUUUUGAGAAUGGCGGCAGCGAGACGGCCAGUUCUCAGAUAUCUGAGGCGCUAUCCAGUCAUUUCGAGCGCACUAACGGCACGCUACGGCCCAAGUCAAAACCCAAUAACAUCCUGCUCCCAGCAAACACAACACUUUUCCUCAUGCCGCAUAGCCCAACUAUCCACAAAGCUCAGAUCGUUUAGAGUGUUUAUAUGGAAACGUCCAUAUAAACACAGCCGAUAUUACAACAGAAGGAUGUGUUCCUCUGUAAUUCCACUCGACAAAAGGCUGUCUGGACAACUAACCCAAAAAUGGAUCUUUUGUAUGAACUUUUAUAUGACUACAUUCUCAAGAUGGCAAAAACAUGGACCGAAUGACCAUCAUCUAAACUCAAACCUGAAAAACAAUACCAGCAUUACUCAAACAGUCCCUCAAAUAAUUGUGAAAUCCACUGUGUAAUCUGGAAAUGGGACGCUUGAGUAUUAAGGGUCACAACAUGUGUUUCAGGUGCAGAUUAACUGGAAUCCGCCAAAGUUGAGCUCCUCUGUGUGACCAUGGAAUUAAGAUUGUUUUUUUAGUUUUUUUUUAUUAUUGCAACCUAAGGCUUCACUUGAAUUGCUGUUGAGGGAGAAAAUACUACAUGAACUGUUUUCUGGUCAGUUAAUCCUUCACUGUGACUUUUUGACCUUGAUGUCUAUAAUCCAGAAAUGUACAAAUGCUGUUCUGACUUUUUGUUUGUUUUUUUUUUUUUGUCGUUUUUUUUUUUAAUAUGUGUAUAUUAUAUAUUUUGACUGGAAACAACCAACUGCAUGAAUAGUAUUAUGAAGUACUGCAUUACCUUGUUUUGAUGGCUCCUGCGUGUUCACAGAAUGUCAUCGUCAGUGUAGGAGUUACACUGUCGUUGUUUACAACAUUUAUACUUCAUUAUAUGUACUAGUGCUUUAAAUGUAUUUAGUUUUAACCCUGGAGAACCCAAGAACCCUUUUCUUAUUUGGAAAAUUAUGAACUAUGCAUUAAAUUACUGCUAUAAGUUCACUGAACACAAAAAUAUCCACUUUUUCAAUUUUAACCCUUUAUUCCCUAUUUUAGGAUUAGGGCCAAAUUUGACCCAUUGGGCUUUAGGCGUAUCAUUUCAAAGAAUCACAAUAACAAACACUGUCAAUGCAAACUAUUUUAAAUUUAGGAAAAUAAUCAGUCAACCACACAGCUACAUUUAACAAUGGUUUUUUUUUGCUUUAUUUGUUGCAUGUUAGAACUGGAUUUCAAAUGUACAAACACUUUGGCCAAUGGAACACUGUGUUGAUUGGUAUUCUCAACAAUAUUUUCCAACAUAUCAAGGGAAACAAAGCGUCGAAAGUAAACCAGUGGCGUGUCUGUCGUGGCAUCCUGGUACGACUCAAACUGUUCACCUUGAAAGUUCACGUCAGGCAACUCAAAGCCUUUCUUUCGCCAACUGUAAGUUUUUUGCGGCACGAUUUGGCUCCAUCUGUGGGCUAGCAGUCUCGGCAGACGGCACAUCUUCAUCGCUGGACGAGUCAUUGGACGAGUCACUGUCUUGGGCAGAAGAUUCACCACCAUCACUUUCAUGCGGUUGAAACAAUUCAUCAGAAUCGCUAUCGCUGUCCAAUUCAGGGCCAAAGUCACUAUCAUCAGCUUCAAGUUGCUCCAAUACUUGUCUUACAGUGAUCUUUCUCUGUUACUUUCCCUGU